Molecule: messenger RNA, 465 nt
Organism: Centruroides sculpturatus (bark scorpion)
Lineage: Eukaryota; Metazoa; Arthropoda; Arachnida; Scorpiones; Buthidae
Product: nuclear pore membrane glycoprotein 210-like
Exons: 4
Coding region: 1-465 (154 amino acids)
Cellular component (GO): nuclear pore
Source: RefSeq, a predicted model, not a curated record
AUGAAAUAUAAUUAUUUAAUUUACGGAGAUACAUUCUCUUGUCUUGAUGGUGUUUCAUUUCAAUGGAUUAUUACAGAUCGUUUUGGAGAUACAUUCUCUUGUCUUGAUGGUGUUUCAUUUCAAUGGAUUAUUACAGAUCGUUUUGGUAAACCAUCCGAAAAUAAUGUUUUGCGAUUUUUAAAGUUUGCUGAUUCUGCAUUUAAAACUCCUCCUGCUAUUGAUUUUUGGGAACAACAGGGAUUGCAUGGAUCAAAAGUGUUAUUAGAAGGAGUCAAAACAGGUACAGCAAAAGCAAGUGUACGACUACGUGAUUCAGAUUAUAAGGAUCUUCAAUCAUCAGAGAUAACAUUAAUUGUUGUUGCAAAUUUAGUUCUUAAUCCACCUUCUGAUGUGUACAUAUUACCUGAAAUGACAAUUCAAUAUCAGGUAGAAUUAAUAAAGCAAAGAAAAGCUCAUAGUAAGUAA